GCACAAGCGAUUCUUGCAAUUCACCUGACCCGAGUCCUCCUGCAUGUCUGUCUUUAUCGCAACAUCGAGCAAUGCAACCAGAGGAGCGGCCUGAGGCUCCUGAGGCUCCCAGCGCGCCAUGGCGGGCGGCGUCUGCCAUUGUUAUGGGCGCGGUGGGCCUACUUUGCAAGGGCUUUUUGGGGUUGAAUAAGGUUGAGCUGCAUGGCAUGGAGCGCUUCUUACAGCUGCUCGAUGAGAGGCAGGAUCCAAAAGAAAGGGAACGAGGUCUUAUUACAGUAUCGAACCACAUUUCUGUAAUGGAUGAUCCCAUAUUAUGGGGGAUAAUGCCUCUGAGCUAUAUGUUCAAACCGGACAACUUGCGCUGGGGCUUGGCUAGCUACGAUCUAUGCUUCACGAACAAAGGACUUUCUACCUUCUUCACGUUCGGCCAGACAUUACCCACCCAUCGAAGCGCACAUUCACAGUUUGGUGGUCUGUUCCAACCUACAAUCACACAAGCUAUCCGCCUCCUGUCGUGCGGCCCCUUCCUGAAUGCCGAUCUUCCUCAAAAACCCGCCAACUCUCCCAAGAGUCCAGACCUCAUUGACCCUUUCAGUAGUGGUCACCUUACUUUCUCGACGAACGGCACCGACACCUUUCCUGCGCCUUCGCAAUACAUCAACAGACGACAUGCAUGGGUGCACAUCUUUCCAGAGGGCAUGAUACACCAGUCUGAACAGCGUAUAAUGCGCUACUUCAAAUGGGGAGUCUCGCGCUUGGUCUUGGAGAGCGAACCGAUGCCCGAUGUUGUACCCAUCUUCAUUGAAGGCUUUGACCAGAUUAUGAACGAGGACCGCACGUUCCCGCGCUUUAUACCACGAGCCUUUCAAAACGUCAGGGUGACGUUCGGCGAGAAGCUCAACACAGAAGAGGUGUUUGGAGACUUGCGCGCUAGGUGGAGGCAGUUGCGCGAGAAGGAAGAGCAGAAGAACGGGACGCUGGAUAUCGGCGUCCUGAACGAGGCGCUCAAAUAUUCGGACGAGGCUGUCAGAAUACGGAUUGAAUGCACUGAUCGCAUCAGGAAGGCUGUGCUUGAUGUUAGGCGGCAGCGUGGCUACUCGGACGAAGACCCUAAGAACAACCUCGCUAGCACGUGGCUCAGAGAGGGGCCUAAUCGCGAAGGUCACCAGGAUGACGGCAGUAUUACAAAAGAAGAGUGAAACAUGUUGUAGGAUA
Molecule: messenger RNA, 1215 nt
Organism: Boeremia exigua
Lineage: Eukaryota; Fungi; Ascomycota; Dothideomycetes; Pleosporales; Didymellaceae
Exons: 4
Coding region: 72-1199 (375 amino acids)
Biological process (GO): cardiolipin acyl-chain remodeling; inner mitochondrial membrane organization
Cellular component (GO): mitochondrial membrane
Molecular function (GO): 1-acylglycerophosphocholine O-acyltransferase activity
Source: RefSeq, a predicted model, not a curated record